GGCUGGAGCUGCGCCCGCUCCCCGGCCGCGCCUCCGUCGCCCGCUCACCGCAGCCCCGCUCUCCGCUUCCCUCCCCGCCGCCUCCGCCGCGAAGAUGGCAACCGACGGGCUGCACGAGAACGAGACGCUGGCGUCGCUGAAGAGCGAGGCCGAGAGCCUCAAGGGCAAACUGGAGGAGGAGCGGGCCAAGCUGCACGACGUGGAGCUGCACCAGGUGGCCGAGCGGGUGGAGGCCCUCGGACAGUUUGUCAUGAAGACCAGAAGGACCCUCAAAGGCCACGGGAACAAAGUUCUCUGCAUGGACUGGUGCAAGGAUAAGAGGAGGAUCGUGAGCUCAUCGCAGGACGGGAAGGUGAUCGUGUGGGAUUCCUUCACGACUAACAAGGAGCACGCGGUCACCAUGCCCUGCACGUGGGUGAUGGCGUGUGCGUAUGCCCCAUCGGGAUGUGCCAUUGCGUGUGGUGGUUUGGACAAUAAGUGUUCUGUGUAUCCGCUGACGUUUGACAAAAAUGAAAACAUGGCCGCCAAAAAGAAGUCUGUUGCUAUGCAUACCAACUACCUGUCGGCUUGCAGCUUCACCAACUCUGACAUGCAGAUCCUGACGGCCAGCGGCGAUGGGACGUGUGCGCUGUGGGACGUGGAGAGCGGGCAGCUGCUGCAGAGCUUCCACGGGCACGGGGCCGACGUGCUCUGCUUGGACCUGGCCCCCUCGGAAACGGGAAACACCUUCGUGUCUGGGGGAUGUGACAAGAAAGCCAUUGUGUGGGACAUGCGCUCUGGCCAAUGUGUGCAGGCCUUUGAAACACACGAAUCUGACAUCAACAGUGUCCGAUAUUACCCGAGUGGAGAUGCCUUUGCUUCAGGAUCAGAUGAUGCUACGUGUCGCCUCUACGACCUCCGGGCAGACAGGGAGGUUGCCAUCUAUUCCAAAGAAAGUAUCAUAUUUGGAGCAUCCAGCGUGGACUUCUCCCUCAGUGGUCGCCUGCUGUUUGCUGGAUACAACGAUUAUACCAUCAACGUCUGGGAUGUUCUCAAGGGAUCCCGAGUCUCCAUCCUGUUUGGUCACGAAAACCGCGUUAGUACUCUACGAGUUUCCCCUGACGGGACUGCUUUUUGCUCAGGAUCAUGGGAUCAUACCCUGAGAGUCUGGGCUUAAUCAUCUUCUCACAAAGCACACAUAGGUACCUGAGGAUAGAAUCUGAAAUCAUCACAUGUAACUAGAACUUACUUUUAGAGGAUCUGAGUGUUUAUUGCACCUUAGCUUACGGGAGCAACUCCAUGGCUGCAAGUUCACUAGGCGUCUCUACUAUUACUGUGAAAACUACCACCCUGGAAAGAAUCCAGUGUUAGCCUUCAGCACCAGGAGAGCACCUUCAAGUACAGUGUUUUUCAUUUUCAACGCUUUUUAAAAUUUAUCCAUUUUUAAGGUUAUUCUAAAUUAUACUGGUCUCAGCUCAUUCUAUUACCAAUAGAAUUCAGCAUUUACUAUAUCCCAUAUUAUUUCCUUGAAUCAGAUUUAUUUUCAGAGCACUUUAAAAUCUGAUUUUUCUCAGUGCAUACUGUGACUUCUGGAACCUUCCUCUAGAAUUGGUGAUCUUAAUGGACUGUAUGAGAAGGACUGUGUUCAUUGGGCGGUCAUAGAAGAAAAUUCCAAUUCCAAAUGUAAUUGGACAAAAUCACUUUUUUUUAAAUGUGUUUUUAUUUUAAAAGUAUCUUUUUCAG
Molecule: messenger RNA, 1722 nt
Organism: Ceratotherium simum simum (southern white rhinoceros)
Lineage: Eukaryota; Metazoa; Chordata; Mammalia; Perissodactyla; Rhinocerotidae
Gene: GNB5
Product: G protein subunit beta 5
Biological process (GO): signal transduction
Molecular function (GO): protein binding
Source: RefSeq, a predicted model, not a curated record